Messenger RNA from Arachis ipaensis, 2291 nucleotides. NCBI's taxonomy places the organism in Eukaryota, Viridiplantae, Streptophyta, Magnoliopsida, Fabales, Fabaceae. The record is from RefSeq and is a predicted model, not a curated record.
CUUACCUUUAUUCUUUCCACAUUUUAGUCUGCUAUAGUAAUCAUUAUAUAGAAUAAAUAAAUAGUAAAGUCUUCUAACUAAAUAUUUUAAUAUUUUAAUAUUUGGAUUAUUUAACAUGCGAAAUAUUUCUGAGGUUGUACUUUGUGGAGUUUAAAUAUUUUACCAAUGUGAUGACCACAUUCUUACAUGUAUUCAUGAUUCUAAGUAAGGGAAUAUCAGGCUCCUUAUUCAUAUAAAUACCUUAAUUUUUUUAUGAUACUACAGACAGAGCCUUAUUCAAAAAUGUAUAUAAAACAUCACAAAUGUAGGUGCUGGGACAAUUUAAUGCUCGAUCACCAAUUUUGUUUUUCUUCUGUUCAUUAUUCCAACAAAUCAUAUUUUUUUCCAGUUUUCUACUUGAACGGAUGUUCUCUGUUCAUGUACAUGAUGUUCUGUCCAUGUUCCAUAUUUCAUUAUUUGAUUUGUCAAAAUGUGAUUUGUUUUAUGUUGAAGCUUACAUUUGCAGCAACAUAAAAACUUCUUUUUCAUACAUUCCAUGUUUUAUGAUUCUGUUUUGUCAAGUUGUAACUUGUCUAUUGUUGGGACUUUACUUAUAUUUGGAGCAACACGGAAAUGUCUUUUUCAUAUGUUCUUAUCUUUGGGGGUAAGAAUUAAAUAAAUUGACAGUAUUUCCCAGGUUAUUCAUUUUGUUAUCAGCACCAAUUUAUGUUAGAAUGACAUGAGAUUUCUGAGUGAGUUUUGUCGAUCAAUGCUCAUGUAUUAUAUUGUUUACAUUGGUAAGGCUAGUCUAUAAAUCAAGUGUUUUCAUAGACUUCCUCUCCUCCCUCUUUCCGCAGGUUCAUAGUGUUUACAUAGAAUAAAUAAAUAGUUAAGACUUCUAGCUAAAUAUUUUAUUUUAUUUUUUUUUUGCAGAAUGGAUCCCAAACAGAAGAUGAAAGUUAUUGCCUGCUUGAUUUUACAUUUCGAAUUAAUGAAUGACCUUAUGGUUAAGUUGUUGAUGAUUUGCUAUAUUUUGAUUAUAUUGCAAUUGAAAAAAAAGAAAAGAAAAUGGAAUGAUAGUUAUAGUAAGCAAGUAAUAAGAGAUGUUAGUGUUGAUAGAAUUAUUUAUUUUAGUAAUCUAGCAUGUAUAGAGAACACAAGAAUGAAUAGAUGUGCUUUUCAUGCAUUGUGUAACAUGCUUAAAAGGGUUGGAAGGUUAGAACCAAGUAGGAAUAUGGGUGUGGAAGAAAUGGUUGCCAUGUUUUUACAUAUUAUAGCACAUGACGUCAAAAUUAGAGUAAUAAAGAGACAAUUUGUGAGAUCUAAAGAAACAAUUAGUAGGCAGUUUAAUGAUGUAUUGCUUGCUAUUUUGAGAUGUCAUAAUCUCUUACUGAAGAAACCUCAACCAUUUAGCCAAGAUAGAAUGGAUGAACGAUGAAAAUGGUUUAAGGAUUGCCUAGGAGCCUUAGAUGGUACUCAUAUCAAAGUCAAUGUCCUUGAGGCUGACAAGCCUAGAUAUCGAAACAGAAAAGGUGACAUAACAACCAAUGUGCUUAGAGUGGUUGCUCCCGAUAUGCAAUUUAUCUACGUACUGGCGGGUUGGGAGGGUUCAGCUGUGGAUUCUAGGGUAUUGCGAGAUGCACUAUUUCGCAAUGGGUUUAGUGUUCCCCAAGGUCAUUAUUACUUAUGUGAUGCUGGAUAUAUGAAUUGUGAAGGAUUUUUUGCACCUUAUAGAGGACAAAAAUAUCAUUUGAGUGAGUUUAAUCCACAUAAUCAACCCAGUACAGCUCAAGAGUUUUUUAAUAUGAAACACUCACAAGCUAGGAAUGUCAUUGAAAGUGCAUUUGGAAUAUUGAAAGCAAGAUGGGAAAUUUUAAGGGGAAGAUCAUUUUAUCCUAUUAAGACUCAAGGAAGAAUUAUAACUGCUUGUUGCCUUUUGCAUAAUCAUAUUAGAAGAGUGAUGGUUGUGGAUCCUAUUGAUGAGAUAGAAGAUCAAAAUAUACUUGGAGUAGAUGGUGAGACGAUCCACCAUAUUGAAACGAGUGAUGCUUGGGGUAGAUGGAGAGAUCAACUUGCACAAGAAAUGUGGAAUCAAUGGAGGAGAAGACAUCAUGCUCGAUAAUUGUAAUAAUUUUUCUAUGUGUGAGGUUGUCUGUCGUAACAUUGAUUUCAUUUUGUUUAUGUGUUUGUGUUCUUGGAUAAGAGUUGUGCAUGUAUGCUUAUUAGUGCAAGUAAUUUUUUACUUUUGAGACUUCUUUGUAACUUUUAUUUGGAUAAUAGUAAUGUUUUUUUAGUGAAUUUAAUUGUGAUAA